AUGGCUUUCAAGUUCGUAGCUUUCGCCGCCCUUUUGGCCGCCGCCAACGCCGGAGUCAUCGCCCCAUUGGCUUACUCCACCCCUUUGGUUGCUAAGGUAGCCGCUCCUUUGGCGUACUCCGCCCCAUUGGUUGCUAAGGUAGCCGCCCCAGUGGUAGCUAAGGUAGCUGAGGAAUACGACCCUCAUCCACAAUACUCUUACGGAUACGAUGUGCAAGAUUCUUUGACCGGAGACAACAAGCAACAGCAAGAAACCCGUGACGGAGAUGUUGUUAAGGGUAGCUACUCUCUUGUAGAUGCUGACGGUUUCAAGAGAACUGUAGAAUACACUGCUGAUCCAAUCCAAGGAUUCAACGCCGUCGUCCACCGUGAGCCUUUGGUAGCUAAAGUAGCCGCCCCAGUCAUCGCCAAAGUAGCUGCCCCAGUACAUUACGCCGCUCCAGCCGCUGCCCCAGUACAUUACGCUGCCGCCCCAGUAGUAGCUAAAGUAGCUGCCCCAGUCGCCUACACUUCUCCAUUGGCUUACGCCGCUCCAGUCGCCAAGAUCGCCGCCCCAUUGGCCUACACCGCCCCAGUUGCUAAAGUUUCUUUCUCCUCCCCAGUAGCCAGCUACUACCACUAA
Molecule: messenger RNA, 621 nt
Organism: Nicrophorus vespilloides
Lineage: Eukaryota; Metazoa; Arthropoda; Insecta; Coleoptera; Silphidae
Product: larval cuticle protein A3A-like
Exons: 3
Coding region: 1-621 (206 amino acids)
Cellular component (GO): extracellular matrix
Source: RefSeq, a predicted model, not a curated record